This is a messenger RNA of Cetraspora pellucida, 432 nucleotides long. NCBI's taxonomy places the organism in Eukaryota, Fungi, Glomeromycota, Glomeromycetes, Diversisporales, Gigasporaceae. The record is from the annotation of a GenBank genome assembly.
AUGCCUACUAUUGUUUCUAAAAGAAAAGAAGAGGAUGGCAUCUUGGUGAAUAAGAUUAAAGAUCCUGUGACUUCAGUAAUUCUAGGUCUGAAAGUUUUUUCCACACUGUCCUGUCACCAGAAGAACCUAGUUGAUGAAAUAAUUAAUUUGUAUCUUGAAGUUGAGGAUCCAGAAUGCCACCAUAAAAAUGGAAUUGAAGUUGAUAAGGCAGAACAAGAUUCUAGUAAACAAGUUAAAGAUAGAGAUAGCUUAGAAGAUGAAGCCAUUAAUAUAAAAAAUAAGAAGGUUACCUAUGAUAAAAGUUAUCAUUACGAAAAUAGAAUUGAAGUUGAAAAAAAAACUGACAAUCCAUUCAAACCCAAUAAAGAGCCCCCUGGAAGUGAAGCUAAAAAGGACAAACAUGAACUCUUUGAUAGCCACUUGGAACCAUAG